AUGAAGACGACUUUCUUUUUGAUUUUCGCCGUUUUCGGUUAUGUUACAGCCACUCACGGAUACGACAACGCCCAUUACAAAUUCGAAUACGGCGUCCACGAUCCUCACACCCACGACCACAAAUCCCAACACGAACAUAGAGACGGACACCACGUCCACGGAGGUUACACUCUAAAAGAAGCUGACGGUACCCACAGAAUCGUCAAAUACAAAUCGGGACCUCAUAGUGGUUUUGAGGCUGUUGUAGAACGCGUAGGACACGCUCAACAUCCUGCACAUUACGGUGGACAUGGUGGAGCCACUAGCUACGUCGGUGUUACCCAUUGGGCUAACCAAGGAAGCGACGGUGGACAUGGUUACUGA
Messenger RNA from Diorhabda carinulata, 363 nucleotides. RefSeq names its product adult-specific cuticular protein ACP-20-like. NCBI's taxonomy places the organism in Eukaryota, Metazoa, Arthropoda, Insecta, Coleoptera, Chrysomelidae. Gene Ontology annotation, cellular component: extracellular matrix. Bases 1 to 363 code for a protein of 120 amino acids. The record is from RefSeq and is a predicted model, not a curated record. The transcript has 3 exons.